AGAGAAGUCGGAUAUUUCUAUUUGAUUUCUAUUCGAUUUGGAUGACCCAUUGCAUUUUAGAUUGUGAUUUGGGAAUCCGUCUUCGAUGAAGCCUAUGCAUCCUAAAAAGUUACAGCUUUUACAAAAGAGUCUUGAAUAUGUACCUGCCUAUGGAUUUACCAGUGGCGCUGUGAAAAAAGCAGUCGAAGAUCUUGGCUUGUCGCAGGCGGCGAAAGGGUUACUGGAAAGAGGUCUCAUAGAGCUGAUUGAGUUUCAUCAUACUGACGCAGACAAAGAGGCUGCAAUUUAUGCACACCAGAUUGCAAACGAAGAUUUGGAGAGCAAAGAUGUUAUCAUCGCCGUUUUGCAAAAGAGAUUUCAAUUGAGUGGACCUUUUCAGCCUCACUGGUCUAGAGCAAUGGCGUUGGAACACUUACCACAAAAUUGGCCUGACGCAACUAAGCGCCUGUUUUAUUUUAUUGGUGAGCUUUUGCAUGCAACAAAAGAUAAAUCGACAAAUGGUUCGUGGUAUACUAAACGUUUUGCCCUUGCUUCAGUUUAUAGAGCUUCGGAAUUGUACUGGGUUUCAGACUCAUCUGAUAGUCAGAAAAUGACAAACUCUUUUAUUGCAGAACUGGUAAAUAGCUGGAACAAGGCAGAUUCAGCUUUGGGUCUAUGGGAUGCGAAGGCAAGUGAAAUUUGUAGUCUUGGCUUUCGUACUGCAGAAAGUCUAUUCCGCUCUGUACGUAGUGGUUUUUAAAGUCUUCUCAGAAUUAGACAGCAGUUGCAACUUUGGGUAAUAUUGACACGAUUAGUUGUAAUCAACUACACUAGUCCUUGUAUCACGGAAUGGACUAAACUGAUUUAGAAAUCCAUAGUGAACAAUUGCAGAAACAAUAGCGUAGAGAAGACAUGAGAAAGUUUUCAUUCUUGUUGUGUAAGAAAAUGAGUGGAAAUGUUUUACUUUCGGUUUCCCUCAUCAUCAAGUCGUUUACUCAAGAACAUGGGAAUGUUUUGACAGUGAGGAUAACAGCUGAGAGUAUUUUUUUCUCUUUGAUAAAGGCUUGUUUCAUCGGCACAGAGUCUAUUGACGUUUUAUUCUUUGAUCACAGAGUCGCAUAGGAAAAGCUUUCCUACUUAUAAUCACAUAAUUUCAUCCAU
Galdieria sulphuraria is the source of this 1140-nucleotide messenger RNA. RefSeq lists its product as uncharacterized. Gene Ontology annotation, cellular component: mitochondrial inner membrane. Lineage: Eukaryota; Rhodophyta; Bangiophyceae; Galdieriales; Galdieriaceae. Gene Ontology annotation, biological process: ubiquinone biosynthetic process. The transcript has 2 exons. The record is from RefSeq and is a predicted model, not a curated record. The coding region runs from base 86 to 739 and encodes 217 amino acids. Gene Ontology annotation, molecular function: lipid binding.